Talaromyces marneffei is the source of this 3036-nucleotide messenger RNA. RefSeq lists its product as uncharacterized. The record is from RefSeq and is a predicted model, not a curated record. Gene Ontology annotation, cellular component: cytoplasm. Gene Ontology annotation, molecular function: ATP binding; protein serine/threonine kinase activity. The transcript is spliced from 3 exons. Gene Ontology annotation, biological process: protein autophosphorylation; peptidyl-threonine phosphorylation; actin filament organization. Bases 1 to 3036 code for a protein of 1011 amino acids. NCBI's taxonomy places the organism in Eukaryota, Fungi, Ascomycota, Eurotiomycetes, Eurotiales, Trichocomaceae.
AUGGCCUCGUAUCACUCACAAGCGCAAUCUCGCUCUGCUCACCAAGCAGUCAACGCUGUCUCAAUGACUGCCUCCGCGCCAGCUGGCACCUUCGUGCCAGGCACCAAAGUGCAAGUAGGCAACCACCGAGUGGUAAUUGAAAAAUAUCUGUCCGAAGGUGGAUUCGCACAUGUAUACGUCGUCAAACUCCCGCACCCCGUUGACGGUGUGGAAACCGCGGUCUUGAAGCGAGUGGCCGUCCCCGAUAAGACAGCGUUGGCGGGCAUGCGGACCGAAGUCGAAACAAUGAAGAAGUUGAAGGGCCACCGACACAUCGUUACCUAUAUUGACUCCCAUGCGUCACAGCUGAAAGGUGGCGGAUACGAGGUCUUUCUUCUUAUGGAGAAUUGCCAAGGAGGUGGCCUUAUAGACUUUAUGAACACUCGUCUGCAACAUCGUCUGACCGAGCCGGAGAUUCUGAAGAUAUUCUCUGAUGUAUCUGAAGGAGUGGCAUGCAUGCACUAUCUCAAACCACCACUCCUGCAUAGAGAUCUCAAGGUCGAAAAUGUUCUUAUAUCGCUGUCGUCGGGCAAGUCGCCGUUGUAUAAACUAUGUGAUUUUGGCUCCACGGCUCCUCCUCGACCGGCCGCCACGUCUGCCGCAGAAGGCAGACUGAUUGAAGACGAUAUCCAACGGCAUACCACAAUGCAAUACCGCAGUCCCGAGAUGAUCGAUGUUUACCGAAAGCAGCCCAUCGACGAAAAGAGUGAUAUUUGGGCACUCGGUGUUUUGUUAUAUAAGCUGUGCUAUUAUACGACCCCGUUUGAAGAUGUGGGCCAGAUGGCUAUUCUCAAUGCUAGCUAUAAGUUCCCAUCAUAUCCGAACUUUUCUGAUCGCCUUAAAAGGCUCAUUGCCUCAAUGUUGCAAGAAGAUCCUCGAAAACGGCCGACGAUAUAUGGUGUUUUGAAGGAAUCGUGCAACAUGCAAGGCAAAGAAGUUCCAAUACGCGACAUCUAUGCCGAGCGUACUCAGUCCGAAGCCCGCCGUAACCAAGAACUGCCUCCGCCUCCUCCUUCUACCGAAGUACCACGCGUGGGUGCUGUCUUCUCACCUCCGAUGCAAGAGACCCAGAUCAUACCCGAAAUAGCACCGAUGCGAAGAGGUCGUCCGUCGAAACCUUCAUCGCAACAAACUUCAGCGCAUCCAAGUCCUUCUCCCUACCGCGCGAAAUCAAAUGACCCAUUUGCCACUCUUGAUGGCAAGAGAAACAGCCAAAAUGCAGAUGAACUCGCGGCUCGAUUUCCAACCCUCGAUCAGUUCUCCUUGCUACAUGAAAAGGGCGACAAGUUUGAAUUCGAGCCGACCACCGACAAGAAACCUGAGGCAGAUGAUCUUUCUCAGCGGGUAACCAAUGCACUGGCUGAUGAUGCAUUCGUUAAGCCUGCUUCUCCCUACUUGCCGACAAAGGAAGAGGUAGAAAGCCAUAGAGACGUUUCGGCAUCUGUUGCUGAACAAGCACAGAAGCGUCGAUCCCCCAGUCUCAAAGCGGAAGAACCGUCAUUACGAAGAGCCUCUUCUCAGCGACCAACCAUGAUAUCAACUGGUACAAUGACAGAAAGCCCGCCCCCAGCAAUUUCAGAGAAUCGAACAUCUAUAAGUCGGCCACCUUCGAGUCGCCCAAUCUAUAAGUUUCCGCCUCCAUCGCAAGACCGGCAACCUGAACGACCAUGGACUAGUGAAACCGACAGGCCAUCAACAGGUUUAGGGACUGUGCCUUCUCAGACGACUACGAUACAGGUGGUGGAGCCUAAAUCCCGGGUGUCAUCUGAGGACAACUCACGGUCUCAGAGCUCUACUCGACCGUCUAUUGAGAUGUCGAGACCUCCAUUCCGUGACUUGGACGAUGCUAUGAAUCGUCCAAGGUCUGCAAAUUCUCGUGUUCGACCUUCUAGCGUGCAUCUUGGGGGAAGGUUUGACCCAACAUCUUCGAGAGACUCGAUGUUACGUAGCCCUGCUCUGGAUGCGCGGCGUCCGGAUUAUGAAGGUGGAGAGCCACUGAAGCAUGCCCGGACGGACGGAGAUUAUGAUGGUGAACGAGGAAACAUAACCUCCGAGGUAGAUUAUCUACGAGCGCGUGAGGAAGAGGAGGCUGCUCGAAGGAAAGAGAAACGUCUGAGCGGCGGGUCAAAACACGUCAAACGCUCGAGUUUAUCAUCGCUAGCGAUUUCAGGAAAGGGUCUUCUUGCGGGACGAUUUGGCGAUGCUUUUCGUCGGUUUGAACAGAAUACUUCAGACAACAAGAGUCGCACUCCUUCUCCGAGUGAGGUAGACAAACAAUUGACUCCUAUUGCCGGGUCUGAGGCUACGGAUGACCGAAGUGACGAUGACGCCCUGGGCUCAGAGGCAACAGAUAUAUCUCCUGAAAUGAGACGAGAGUUGGAACGCAGGCGGCUAUCACAAGAGGAGAAACGAGUAGCCAACGCAGCCGCGGAGUAUCGACUUCGAGUUGCGGGACGAGGAACUGGGGGACGAGAGGGAACCAAAUCGCUAGUCAUUCAAAAUAGAGUCCAGUCACUUCUUCAGGAUAACAGUCGACCUGCACCUAAGACUGCGUCCGGAUAUGGAAAAUACACCAACUCCGAGUCAGACGGGCCUGCACAAGCAUCAGAGUCCAGUGAUAGAGAAUAUGCGCCGCGAUUGCCUACCAGACCUAAACCUCCACCAAAGGAUAUCAGAAGCACUCCGUCUUUGACAAAGAUCAACACCCCCGGCGGCUCCGCUCAGCCCACAAAGGCAACCCCUGUUGAGACAAUACCCUCACAACGCACGGCUCAACGGCCAGUGGCACCUCCAAAGCCCAAGAAACUGCAGACCGGAGGAAGUCGUUCAGAUGAGCGUGUUCCUCCAACAUCGUCUUCCGGAGCUGACCCAACAAGUCCUACGGAAGACUGGGAGAAAAAUUUCAGUCGACGGUACCCAAGUCUUUCGGGGCUUGAAAUGGUUGAGACCGAGAUUGAUGUUCCGAAACUAUCUUCCAUUCGCACGAGAGAAAUAUAA